Molecule: messenger RNA, 1267 nt
Organism: Chionomys nivalis (European snow vole)
Lineage: Eukaryota; Metazoa; Chordata; Mammalia; Rodentia; Cricetidae
Gene: Chmp2a
Product: charged multivesicular body protein 2A
Exons: 6
Coding region: 521-1189 (222 amino acids)
Biological process (GO): protein transport; late endosome to vacuole transport; endosome transport via multivesicular body sorting pathway
Cellular component (GO): multivesicular body; ESCRT III complex
Source: RefSeq, a predicted model, not a curated record
UCCUGGCAUUUACACCAACAUAAAGAAGCUACAAAUCAUCUCCAGGCUUGCCCCUUUAUGCCAUGUGAGGGUCCACCAAUUUGUCUCCUGCCAGUUUUCGCACUUGCUAAGAUUUCCUGAAUGAACCGCCCAAAGAAGGGUGUAGUAUGGCUCUUCCAGAAUGAAUAGGCCAAAGGUGCCUUCCUGCUGCAUUCCUGCUCGGGGUCUGCAAGGGUUAUUAGGGUGGGACUUGCGAGUUCCGCAGAGGUGUGGGGCAUUUUGCGCAUGCGCCCGUUUUCUGGUUGUGCGCGUGCGUCCUGCCGCUUCCCAGCAUUCCGGGAGAGGGUGGAACCUGUGACGUCAGGCCGUUUAAUCCGGAAACGGCGGCGACGGCAGAAGCUACCGAACCGAGGGGCUGUCGUUGUUGGGGACAUAAGGCUUUGCAGAGUAAGGGGCGUGACCCGGAAGCGGAAGCCCAUCGCGCUCUCGGCUCCGCUAGGUCUGAAGUCUGUCCCAGGCACACUGGUGGAGUCCUACCACUAUGGACCUGUUGUUUGGGCGCCGGAAGACGCCAGAGGAACUCCUUCGUCAAAACCAGAGGGCCCUAAACCGAGCCAUGAGGGAGCUGGACAGGGAGCGGCAGAAGCUAGAAACCCAGGAAAAGAAAAUCAUUGCGGAUAUCAAAAAGAUGGCAAAGCAAGGCCAGAUGGAUGCUGUUCGAAUCAUGGCAAAAGACCUAGUGCGAACCCGGCGAUAUGUACGCAAGUUUGUGUUGAUGCGGGCCAACAUCCAGGCUGUGUCCCUCAAGAUACAGACUCUAAAAUCCAACAACUCAAUGGCACAAGCCAUGAAGGGUGUUACUAAGGCCAUGGGCACCAUGAACAGACAGCUGAAAUUACCCCAGAUUCAGAAGAUCAUGAUGGAGUUUGAACGGCAGGCAGAGAUCAUGGACAUGAAGGAAGAGAUGAUGAAUGAUGCCAUCGACGAUGCCAUGGGUGAUGAGGAAGAUGAGGAGGAGAGUGAUGCUGUUGUGUCCCAGGUCCUGGAUGAGCUAGGACUGAGCCUCACAGAUGAGCUAUCAAACCUCCCCUCCACUGGUGGCUCACUCAGUGUGGCUGCUGGUGGGAAGAAAGCAGAGGCCACAGCCUCAGCCCUGGCUGAUGCUGAUGCAGACCUGGAAGAGAGGCUCAAGAACCUUCGCAGGGACUGAACAAUUCUCCAAAUGAUGGAUUCUACGCUCAGGGUCUUCACCCUGUCCCCCUCUGAAAUAAAAGAAAUUUGGACAUAA